Molecule: messenger RNA, 333 nt
Organism: Alternaria atra
Lineage: Eukaryota; Fungi; Ascomycota; Dothideomycetes; Pleosporales; Pleosporaceae
Exons: 3
Coding region: 1-333 (110 amino acids)
Cellular component (GO): mitochondrial large ribosomal subunit
Molecular function (GO): structural constituent of ribosome
Source: RefSeq, a predicted model, not a curated record
AUGUUUGGUCCUUUCCGCCUCACAAACCCGCUGUCGGGUGGUCUACUAUGGAAGAUACCAUGGCGACUCUCCAGACAUCAGAAGUACAGGCAUCGCGAGCGCCUACGGCACGUCGACACCGUGGUCGGCACACUCGAUACCGCACUACGACGCAUGGGACAAAGCAUGAAGAAGGUGGAGCGCUGGAAGAUGGAGAUGCCGACUGAGCAGGAGAUGCUACCCAAAGACAAAUAUACCGUCUUCGAUCGCAAGGUGAAGAGGUAUCGGAAGGGCAUACAUAAGGUGCCAAAGUGGACAAGAGUCAGUCAACGACUCAAUCCUCCCGGUUUCUAG